This is a messenger RNA of Symbiodinium sp. CCMP2456, 2345 nucleotides long. Lineage: Eukaryota; Dinophyceae; Suessiales; Symbiodiniaceae. The record is from the annotation of a GenBank genome assembly.
AUGGGCAGUGAAGAGGACAAGAAGUUCGUGGUGGAUUUGAAGCAGCCCGGGAUAGGGGAUGGUGUCAAAUAUGACAUCAAAAUCCCCAAAGAGGUCCUCGAAAAGCUGUGGGUCGACGAGGACUUCCCUCUGAACUACAAGUCCAUAGGCAUCAAGAAGGAGCUGGCCCUGAGCGUUGCAGGGCGCCUCGUCAACUAUGCCUGGUGCCCGAUUUCUUAUUCCCAUCCCGGCACGCCACUCUUCCCGGAGGAUGGCGUCAUUGAUCCUGAACACAACGAGAUUGGGCAAUACGUCGUGCGCUUGUGGAGUGAAGGAUUGGUCCAGUGGGUAGAUGUGAAGGUGGACUCCUACGUUCCCAUCGACUUGGGGGGAGGUCUGGCUUACGAGGGGAAGCCGCUUAUCUACGUGAAUCCAACCGAUGACGCUUGCUGGAUGUGCAUUCUGGAGAAGGCCUUUGCCAAGUUCUUCGGGAACUACAUGCAGCUGAACGGUAAUAUGGUGAGCGCCGGUUGGAAGAUCAUGAAGAGUCCUUGGGACGUCCAAGAUCUGGACGUCCGUUGGGGUGAGAAGGAGGAGGACGCACACGAAAAGGGAGAGCUGAAGCCUGAAGAGUUCUUCAAGGUGAUCCAGGAGUUUGACGACAAGAAAUACCUCAUGUGCGGUGGCAUCGUCGCCAAGAAGAAUCCCAACCUCAAGGAUUUUGACGAAGAGGAGGAUGAGGGUGAGAUUGGAAAUGGUCUGGUCACAAAGCAUGCCUACCGUGUCUUGGGAUGCUAUGAGGGCCAUGGCUUCCAGUUAGUGCGGGUCCGGAACCCCUGGGGGAAGAAGCAGGAAUAUACGGGAGAUUGGUGCGAUGUUUCUGACAAGUGGAAGGAGAAUCCUGAAGUGGCCAAGGACUUGGACUUCAAACCGCGGGUGGACGGAAUCUUUUGGAUGACGAUCAAAGACUUCUGUUACUACUUCACGCUUGUGCAGGUUCUGAAGAUUAGCCAGCCCUGCUCUCGAGCAGCCGACACGCCCUACGACGAGGAGAGGGCCAAGAAGGUGAGGGCUGCCCGAGAAAAAGCCAAGCGCAUCAGGCAGGAGAUCUACGACAAUGGUGGAUGGUAUACCGAUGAGGCUGAAAGCUGGCGAGGUGGGAAGCAGCCUGGCAUCCGAGUUUUCGAGGAUCCCGAGCUCUUCGAGAUGGUGACAAAGUCUUACAUGGAGCUUUGGGACAUUCCGGAAAAUAUUGCCAAGGACUUUGCAGAGCACGCCAAGACGAAGCUUCCGCCCAAAAUGUUGAGAUUCUUGGCCGACCGGACGAAAGAACAGAGCAAGCCGAAGAGCGAACCCGAAUGGAUGAAGGCCCAACGCAAAGCUCUGCCUCCAGGAGAGGGAGCCACUGGAAACUCCGGUGGGGAUGAGUCUCGAGAUGACUCAAGCCCAACGGCCGCAGGCAGUGGCCUUGGUGCCGUCCGAGCCCUCCAAAAGGAGGGCCACGAAGAGUCAUCUCGCAUGAUGCACGGACUCUCCGGCCUGCCUGGGAUGGCUGGGAUGCGCGAGGGCUUGAUGGCACCCCAAGAGGACUCCUUCUCUUUUGGCCCCACGGACGAGCAGCGGGCUGCAAUCCUUGCUGAGAUGGAGGCAGCCCAUCAGAAGACUCUGGCCGAGGUGGAGGCCGCGAAAAAAGCCAGAGCCGAGAGCACCAACGAGCCGAGCCGUGGACCGCUGAGCGACAAAGAGAAGGCAGAGAUAUUAGGUCCUUUGCAGGCGCCUCGGGAUGGCCGCGUCCAAGGAGGGGUCCAGGUGGAACUUGGCGUACGAUCGAUUACCUUCUACGCAUACUUCAACUUCUGCUCUGAAUACAAACUGAUCCUCCUAGCUGAGAUGGGGAAAUCUACCGUUGCAGCAGCGGUAUUUCAAGAUCUUCAAGCAGUUCCUGUUCCUGCUGCCUUUGUAACCUUUGAAACACCUGGGGAGCUGAAGUUGCAGAUGGCGACGACUUUCCAAUCCACAACAAACCAGUUGUCUCAAGACCUGCUUGGAGCUAUGGAGAGGCUGAACAGAAGGGGUUUCAACGCGACCGUUUUGGUGAUUGAUGCUUUAGAUGAACACUUUAUGACUGACUCUGAUACGGAAACAGCCAAGUUGCUCGCAGGGGUGUCUUGGAAGCUUCUUCAACGCGGUCUUGAUUUCUCCGUGAUCUGUCUAGUGCGAUUGCUGGACACAGAGCGCCGCUUUGAACAAAUGAAUGGCGGACACAAGAUCACAGGGGGUCUGGCAGCCGAGGCUUGUCUUCGAGUGGCUUCUGGUACCCUGCAAAGUUAUGCAAAUCGCUUGCACAUGGCAAAUGAUUACAAGAG